Messenger RNA from Salvia hispanica, 5468 nucleotides. RefSeq lists its product as uncharacterized. The record is from RefSeq and is a predicted model, not a curated record. Gene Ontology annotation, cellular component: NuA4 histone acetyltransferase complex. Gene Ontology annotation, biological process: regulation of transcription by RNA polymerase II. Lineage: Eukaryota; Viridiplantae; Streptophyta; Magnoliopsida; Lamiales; Lamiaceae.
CAAAAAAGAGCAGUGAAUCAAAUUAGGGCUUCAAAUCAAAGCUGGAAAUUUCUCCUUUUCCCCAUUCUCUCAAUUCCUUUCGAAUUAGAACUCUUUCAUGCUCGAUCUCCACUUCUCUAAUGGCGUGGGCGCCGUAAUUCUGAUUAUAGAUCUAAGUGGGACAUGAAAACACAGGAGAUUGUGUAUACUUGAUUAAAUUGAGGGAUUAUUGAUGGAAAGCAGCAAAAAAAAGUCUGGUGGCGUUGAAAUUCCUAAGAAAAACCGUUCAUUAGAUCUCAAGAGCCUCUAUGAACCCAAGUUUUCUGAAGUAAGGAAUAGUAAGAAGAAAGUUUGUGAUGAAAAUGAUGGGGAAAAUGUUAAAAAGAAAAAAAGGAAGAGUAGAAAGGAGGUUCCCCUGAGUAGUCUCGAGAGUGAUGCUAAGAAGAGUAGGAAGGAGGAUGUAAAUGGUGUAAAACCAGAGCUAGAUUUUGGAAAAAAAUUGAAGGACGGGAGUGAAGGUCUGCAUGAAAUCUCGUUGCCUUUGGGAAACAAUGGAAGUUCUUUUAAUAUCCCAAAGCGUCCACGGGGUUCUGUGAGGAGGAAAAAGUUGAAAAGUGAUCAAGGUUCUGAGCCGACCAGACAUUCUGAUUCUGCUGAUUCUGCAGGAGAAGUCAAGGCUGAAGUUACUAAAUCUGAGGAUGGGGAGGCCCUCAAUGACCGAUUAGCUCAGGUAACAACCCCUCUAUUGGGUAAUGACAGUGUUUCAACUGUGAAAUCCAAGAGAAAGAUAAAUGGUUCUAGUUCAAAAUCAAAGCAGAAGUCUGAUUCAAAACCUGCUGUGAAGUCUAGUGGUUCAAAUGUGAAAUCAAAGCAGGAGGUGGGAGCUGAAGAAGUUGAAGAUGACAGGAAUAGUGAGCCUGGUUCAGCUUGCCACACAGGGAAAGAAUGUAAUCCAGUUGUAAAUAAUAAUGUUCCACCGCGUAAAAGAAAGCAGAGAAACAGUCAGAAGAAAAAGGAUGUAGUACUUAGCAGUGAUAGAGGUGGUGCCGAGGCUAAAACUAAGAAGUCUCAACCUUCUAUGGGUAGUUCAUCAAAUAAGCUGUUUGUUGAUUUUGUGGAUGAGGACGAUGAUGAUGAAGAGAAUCUUGAGCAGAAUGCUGCAAGGAUGCUCUCCUCUCGGUUUGAUCCAAGCUGUACUGGCUUCUCAUUGAAGAAGUCUCCAGUUUCUCAGAAGGCCGAUGGAUUGUUGUUUUCAUCUUCAUCUGCUCGGGUCUCUUUUACCCGACAGGCCAAGUCGUUCGCUGAUGGACCGUCUGCAUCAGCUGAUGAUCAGAGCAGAAAUCUUAGACCCAGGAGAGGAAAUGCAGGGAAAGGCAUCCCAAGGAAACGACGCCAUUUCUAUGAGAUUCUUUCCGAAGACUUGGAUCCAUACUGGGUUUUGAACCGGAGGAUAAAAAUAUUUUGGCCACUGGAUGAGAGUUGGUACUAUGGCCUUGUGAAUGAUUACAAUUCGGAAACUAAGCAUCAUCUCAUAAAGUACGAUGACCGAGAGGAGGAAAUUGUUAAUCUCCUAGAUGAGAAAUUCAAGCUUUUGCUUCUCCCUAGUGAGGUUCCUGACAAUUCGAAAAGUAAGCGGAGAAGGGCCAAAGAUUUACAUAGUGGACAAACAGCUCCAUCAGCGGGUGAUGAUAGCUGUACAAGGGACCCUCUUGAUUCUGAACCCAUAGCGUCAUGGCUUGCUAGUCAAUCUCAUCGUGCCAAAGCUCCACCAAAAUCUUUAAAGAGACAGAGGACUUCACUGAAGCACCUUCCUUUGGCCUCUUCAUUGUCAUCCGAGAAAACUGACUACUCAAAUAGUGAUGUAGUUGACUCAAUGAUAUUUAGAAGUAAUCCAGAUUGUGAAUCUGCAUCAGUAGAUAGCUUACUUGAUGGCCAAAGGGGUAAUAACUCUCUGCAUACUCACACAUCUCCAAGUGAGAAACAUGUGGUUUAUGUUAGGAAAAAAUACCGUAAGGCAGUUGAAGGAGGUAAUUCUGUGUCUAGAGCUGUUAAAGCGUGUAGAACUUCUCCAUGGACUGUACCACCACUUUCCCCUGUUGGUGUUGGCUGCCGACCUUCUAAAGGAGGAUCUGGCAAGCUACUAUGGUCAUUUGACUGUCAAGGCAAAUUAAGACUGAAAGAUGCUUUUCUGGAAUCUGACCAAUUCAAAUUCGAGAUUUGCUUACCUGGAUUACCAUGUCUAGGGACUUCAUUUGAAUCAGGGAUUUUUUCACUGCUUCAUGACAUACUUAUGCUUCAACAUGGGGUGUUGGUGGCCAGUUCUCCUGCUGUUGUCCUGGAAAUGCUUUUUAUAGAUACUAAUUAUGGCAUGAGAUUUCUCUUAUAUGAAGGCUGCCUGAAACAGGCUGUAGCUUUGAUCUUACAGAUCUUGAUUGUCUUUAGUCAAUUUGAUGAAAAGUGUAAUGACGGCAUGAAAUUACCUGGAACCUCAAUAAGGUUCCAACUUUCUAGUUCUCAAGAUCCAAGGAAACAGCAUGUGUUUGAAUUCUACAGUUCCUCCAAGCUAAAAUGUUCAAGAUGGCUUUACCUGGACUCGGAGAUUCUGCAACAUUGUUUGCUCAUUAAACAGCUGCCCAUCUCAGAGUGCACGUAUGACAACAUUAAGGAACUUGAAUGUGGCAAUUUCCAGUCAUGCGUACCUUGUAAUGGUUUAAAACACUCGUCAAAUGAGGGUUUCAAAAAGAAAUAUGUUUCUGGCAUUUUGCCAAUGGGUAUUUCCCGAGAAGCCCGUAAUAAAAGGAUGACUCAGUCUGCUUUUAGUCUGGCCGCAAAGCCUGGAAAAGUGCCUCAAUUCGCUCUUUCCUUUUCUGCUGCACCAACUUUCUUUCUAACUCUACAUCUCAAGCUACUGAUGGAACAUAGUUUUGCUUGGGUUAAUCUCCAACAUCAGGAUGCUCUCUGCUCUUCAGAAAGUUCUGAUGCUAUUUGUCAACCAGGUGCAGAAUGUGCUCGAUUUAAACCCAGAUUCAGUGCUCUUCAAAAUGGUACUACUGGUAAUAAUAUCAGAAAAUUGGAUGCUAAAGCUCCUGGUCUCAUUGGUUUUCAACAAGAUUCAGGAAGAGGUGUUAUCUUGGCAAGCAAUGCUGCUGAGAAUGCACGUUCCUCUAAAAAUAUCCAGAGGGAGAAUCCUGAGAUUGAUGGAAGGGGUGGAUGUCUCAAAGAAUUUGCUGGAAAUGCAUCAUCCAAAAUUAUUAGUCAACCAUGCCAGGAUGAGCCUAGGAAAGAAGCGCACCAACUGAUUGAUGCACCCGAAGUUUCAUCUAUGCCUACUUCAAUCACAUCUCAAACUCCCGCCCCUAGGAUUAAUUCCACACCUGGUGCCCUGAGAGUUGACAUUCCAUCUUCUGAAUCAAGGCAGGCCUCUGAUGUGGAUUGGAAAGUGCAUGAUGAAUUUAUGCAUAAACCCAACACUAUAGGCUUCAGAAGCUCAUGGCAGCAUAGUGGAAGCAACUCAGUUUCUUCUCCAUUUGGACAUAAGCCCCCAGUGUGGCCUGAUGGAAGCCCAAACUUCAAGCCCAAUGGAUUCAGUAAUGGACCAAAGAAGCCACGCACUCAAGUUCAAUACACAUUGCCUUUUGUAGGUUGUGAUAUCAGUGAAAAGCAAAAAUCGCCAAGCACAAAAUCUCUUCCUUGCAAACGAAUUAGGAAAGCUAGCCUGAAGAGGAUAUCUGAUGGUUCUGGUAACAACCAGAAAAAUGUGGAGUUGCUUCAGUGUGUUGCAAAUGUACUAGUCACCAUUGGGGACAAAGGAUGGAGAGAAUGUGGAGCACAUAUUGUUUUGGAAGUUGAUGAACAUAAUGAAUGGAGAUUGGCUGUCAAACUUUCUGGGGUUACAAAAUAUUCCUAUAAGGUUAAACACAUUUUACAGCCUGGGUCUACCAACCGCUACUCACAUGCUAUGAUGUGGAAAGGAGGGAAGGACUGGGUACUGGAGUUUCCCAACCGGAGCCAGUGGAUGCUUUUCAAGGAGAUGCAUGAGGAAUGCCACGAUAGGAAUAUCCGUGCAGCAUCCGUAAAGAAUAUCCCCAUCCCUGGAGUACGUCUGGUUGAGGAGAGUGAUGAUCAUGGAAAUGAAGUUCCUUUUGUUCGGAAUCCUAUAAAGUAUUUCCGACAAGUCCAAAGUGAUGUAGAAAUGGCAAUGGAUCCUUUGCAUAUUUUAUAUGACAUGGAUAGUGAUGAUGAACAGUGGUUGAUGGCACACAAUAGUCGUGCUGACAAACAUGAUGAGAUAUCUGAGGAGUCCUUGGAGAAGGCGAUAGACAUGUUUGAAAAAGUUUCCUAUUCUCAGCAUCGGUUGAACUUCACAGAUGAAGAAAUUGAAAAGCUUCUGACUGGAAUGGGGUCAACUGGGGCUGCGAAAGUUAUACAUCAAUACUGGAGGGAGAAGAGGGAGAAAAUUGGCAUGUCUUUAAUAAGACAUCUGCAGCCUCCACUUUGGGAGAGGUAUCAACAACAGCUGAAAGAUUGGGAGCACAAGGUUUCUCCUGGAUUAUAUGCCUUUUCUGCUGGUAGUCAGGGGAAGGUUCCUCCUGAAAAGCCACCCAUGUUUGCAUUUUGCUUAAGACCACGGGGCUUGGAGGUUCCCAAUAAGGGUUCCAAACAACGGUCUCACAGGAGACUUCCAGUUUCUGGACACCAUCAUGCUUCCUUGGCAGACCAGGACGGUUUUAUAUAUGGGAGGAGAUCCAAUGGCCAUGUUUUCGGAGAUGAGAAGAUGUUGUACGCAAGCAGUCUCCAUCACGACUAUUCCGAUGUUUCACCAUCAACGAGGGUACUGUCUCCACGAGAUGCACAUUUCUACUUGAGCACCGGACCGUCAGGCAGCCCAAAGUUUUAUAAAAACAAAUCAAAGAAGCUCGGAUCAUACCCCUCUUAUAGCAACCAGCAGAUGAUGAUCCCCUACACCCCCAGGUCAACAGGGAAGAGAAACGCGAGCCAGCAAUGGAACACGGGUGUGCCCGAAUCACCCAGUCAGAGGCCUUAUUUCCUCGAAGGACCUGAUAGUUACGAUCUUCCCGAGUUCAGGGUACGUGAUGCAUGUGGCGCAGCGCAGCUCGCGUAUAAAAUGGCCAGGCUCAAGAGGGAAAAGGCUCAGAAGCUGUUCCACAGAGCUGACACAGCUGUCCAGAAAGCUGUGGUUGCUCUGAUGAAUGCAGAGGCCGUCAAAGAGCCCUUUGAUGGCGACUCGAUCGACAUAAAUUAGGAAAGAAGACGGCGUGGUUCUUGUUCCGUUCGAGGAGAAUAACUCUCCCAUCAGCCGAGAGGGCACGAUCCUAUCAUCGUCCUCGUCUCCGCUGUGGGUGCAUAGAAAGCCGCGGCUUUCCGAUAAGCGAGUUUCGAUACUUUGUCCAUAAUAUAAAGUCAUUUGUAGCGUGAUGGCUGGGCAAGAAUUUGUAGAUGGCGACCUGUCACCUCUGCCUAGUCUGAUA